AUGUUGGGGGCUGACAUGUACGUGCUGGCUGGGGAGGCGGCCAAGGACAUGGCUGGUCCCUCCAUCAUUCUCUGCUUCCUGGUGGCCGCUCUCUUGUCGGUACUGGCUGGACUCUGCUACGCAGAGUUUGGAGCACGUGUCCCCAAGACUGGCUCUGCCUACCUCUACAGCUACGUAACCAUCAGUGAGAUCUGGGCUUUCACAACUGGCCAGAAUCUCAUCUUCUUCUAUGUGGUAGGUACAUCCAGCGUGUCUUGAGCCUGGAGCGCAGCGUUCGACAACAUCAUCGCUAAACACAUCUCCAACUUCUUCCUGAACAAGACCACAGUGCACGUGCCAGAGGUUCUGGCUGAGUACCCAGACUUCUUUGCUGUGAUAUUGAUUGCGCUGCUCACUGCAUUGUUGGCUUUUGGCAUUAGUGAAUUUGCCCUCAUCAACAAAAUCUUCAUGGCAGUGAACCCGGUGGUGCUGGGCUUUGUCAUCAUUGCUGGCUUCGUGAAGGGAGACAUCAAGAACUGGCAGCUCUCAGAGAAGGACUACAUUAACCACUCGGAUGUAGUAAAAAAAGCCUUUGGCUCUGGUGGCUUUGUCCCCUUUGGACUGGAAGGGAUUCUGACCGGUGCUGCCACCUGUUUCUAUGCCUUUGUGGGCUCUGACUGCAUUGCCACUACAGGGGAGGAAGCCAGGAACCCGCAGCGCUCCAUCCCCAUUGGCAUCAUCGUGUCCCUCCUUAUCUGCUUCGUGGCUUAUUUUGGGGUCUCUGCGGCCCUAACCCUCAUGGUGCUUUACUUCCUCCUGAGGAAGGACUCUCAGUCCUCUUGA
Messenger RNA from Columba livia (rock pigeon), 822 nucleotides. RefSeq names its product cationic amino acid transporter 3-like. The record is from RefSeq and is a predicted model, not a curated record. Lineage: Eukaryota; Metazoa; Chordata; Aves; Columbiformes; Columbidae. Gene Ontology annotation, cellular component: plasma membrane. Gene Ontology annotation, molecular function: L-arginine transmembrane transporter activity; L-ornithine transmembrane transporter activity; L-lysine transmembrane transporter activity. Gene Ontology annotation, biological process: L-ornithine transmembrane transport; L-arginine import across plasma membrane.